Molecule: messenger RNA, 1941 nt
Organism: Aspergillus alliaceus
Lineage: Eukaryota; Fungi; Ascomycota; Eurotiomycetes; Eurotiales; Aspergillaceae
Product: putative phenol 2-monooxygenase
Exons: 6
Coding region: 1-1941 (646 amino acids)
Molecular function (GO): FAD binding
Source: RefSeq, a predicted model, not a curated record
AUGGCUCCUGCGUCCGAAUCCUACACCGAUGUACUUAUCAUCGGCGCUGGUCCGGCUGGCCUUGCCGCUGCAUACUGGAUGGCCCGAUGUGGUGUCAAUGCACGUGUUGUCGACAAACGCGCCACUAAGGUUUUCUGUGGCUAUGCUGAUGGGCUAAAAUCCGGAACAAUGGAGCUUUUUGACAGUAUGGGCUUUCAGCACAGGGUCGUGAAUGAGGGCGUCGAGCUUCCCGAAUUCAUGUUCUGGGCACAUGAUGAGAACGGAAAGUUGAAUCGACACAAACCUUUUCGCAGUAAAAGUCUCGACGGUUUACCGUAUCGUACUUUCGCCUUAGGCCAAGGAAGAAUCGAGCGUUAUAUCCUCGAUUCUAUCAAGAGUAGCUCCGAACUUGUGGUCGAGAGAGGAGUCGCUGCGGAGUCGCUAGAGUAUGAUACAAGUCUUGAUAAUAACCAUGAUGAAUACCCUAUUAGGGUUAAGCUGAGGACGCUCACUGAGGAAGAGCUAAAUGCUGCUUCAGCUUACGGUGGCUCUGCAUCCCUCACGCGGGACAAUGUGGCACCGGACGAUGUGGAAGAUUUGACUCCGAAAAGAAGGAAUGUGCCGGGUACAGUUGAAAUAGUGAAGGCGAAGUACCUCAUCAGUUGCGAUGGUGGCCACAGCUGGACAAGGAAACAGUUAGGUAUCCCCUUUACUGGUUCCACGACGGAGCACAUAUGGGGUGUUAUUGAUGUGGUUCCAAUCACAAACUUUCCUGACGUGCGCCGGGCGGCUACCGUGGCAACUAAGCAUGGAGCGCUCAUCAUUAUUCCAAGAGAGAGGCAGUUGGUUCGUUUCUAUGUCCCGCUGAUAGAGGUCAACCCAUCGUCAGGGCGAUUCGAUCGAUCAUCUAUUACGUUAGACGUGAUGCGAAGAAAGGUUAGAGAGAUGCUACAGCCGUAUCGGUUCGAUUUCAAGGUCUGUGACUGGUGGACUACAUAUCAGAUCGGCCAACGGCUUGCCCAGAACUUCACCAAAGGUCGCAUAUAUCUUGCUGGUGAUGCGGUCCACAGCCAUUCUCCAAAGGUGGGACUCGGCAUGAAUGUAAGCAUACAGGACGGGUUCAACAUUGGCUGGAAAGUAGCCCUCGUUGCAAAUGGUGUGACUCAUCCCUCCAUCCUUGACACCUAUGAGCUUGAGCGUCGCCGGAUUGCUGAGAUGCUUGUGAACUUCGAUCGCCACUGGUCACCACUAUUUCUAAAACAGCAGGGUAGCUCCGUCUCUCCAGAUUCACCGAGAAAAUACGAUGCCAUGAAGGAGGUGCUCGACUCGAAUGAGGCAUUUGCCGAAUGCAUUGUGUCUCUCUAUAGCGACAGUCCACUAGUCCAUAAAAAUGGGCAAGGCGUAGCUAAGAACCUCUCAGCAGGAGAGAGACUCAUUGCAGCCAAGGUUCGCAAUCAAGCUGAUGGCCGACCUGAGUGGACUACGCGUAUCCUUCAAAGCGAUGGUCGCUUCCGCAUUUUACUACUUGCUGGUGAUAUACGACAGGCGGAGCAGAAACGACGUGUACUGGCCUUCGGCGAGUAUCUAGCAUCCCAUAACUCGGUUUUACGGCGAUAUACAUCCAACCCCGGGAGGCUUCAUGCGACCAUUGACACGAUUACCAUUCAUAGUGCGCCUGUGGAAGACGUUGAGCUUUCUGACUUGCCCGAGGCUCUACGACCUUUCGACGAGGACAGUGGCUGGGACUAUAGCAAGGUCUGGAGCGACGGAGAAUGCUAUUGGGAAUGGCAGUGUAACGGGAAGACCUAUGAGAGGUGGGGAGUUGAUCGGCUGAGGGGUGCUGUUGUUGUCUUGAGGCCGGAUCAAUAUGCUGGAUGGAUUGGAGAGUUGGAGGAUGUUGAGGGAUUGUCCAAAUAUUUUGAGGGGAUUCUCCGGAGCCCUAGACAGAGGGCAGUCUUGUAG